Molecule: messenger RNA, 2616 nt
Organism: Teleopsis dalmanni
Lineage: Eukaryota; Metazoa; Arthropoda; Insecta; Diptera; Diopsidae
Product: neprilysin-1-like
Exons: 1
Coding region: 242-2410 (722 amino acids)
Biological process (GO): protein processing
Cellular component (GO): plasma membrane
Molecular function (GO): metalloendopeptidase activity
Source: RefSeq, a predicted model, not a curated record
CUAGAUCGUUUACAGCAUGAAGAGUGAAGCACUCGUAAUUAUCGUUGGACUUGAUAACAUUUGAACCUACCCAUCGCAUAAACUGAGUGAAAAACUCAUGAAAAAUAUAGAUAGGGGCGAGUGGCAAACAGUUUCGUUUGUGUAGUCAAACGCUAAAGAGGCGAGCUGAUAAGAUAAGCAAAAACCAUUUAAAGUCUACGGUCUACAAAUAUUGAAACUUUUGCUAAAAAUUUCAAGCGGAAUGUUGCGCUUUGGAAACUCUUGCAGAAGUUGGACUGGUGUUACUUUUGUAGUUGCCAUCACAUUUGUGCAGCAAUUGCAAUUGUUGUUGGCAUAUCACAUCUCUUCUACGCGAGUGGAUUUACAUGAGCACAAGAUUUCAUCAAAUAAUGACACGGCAUAUGUGCGGGAAAUAAUGCGUUUGGCUAAAGCGGCAGAAAUGGGAAACUACAUGAAACCGGAAGUUGAUGCUUGUGAUGACUUCUUUGCAUAUGCUUGUGGCAACUGGGCUAAGAUAAAUCCAGCUGGUUUUGUCAUACCUCGUCAAACGAAUUUCUUUCAGUUGCUUACCAAAUCCUAUAAUCAGAAACAGUUGAAAAUAUUACAGGAAGCCGAGCAGAAGAGUGACAGUGAGCCGAUUAAGAUAGUAAAGCGAUUCUUUAACGCUUGCAUGAACUUACCAAAUCCAAAGGAGAAACGUCAGUAUGAAUUUAAGCUUAGGCAGAUAUUACAGGAUUUUGGUGAAAUGCCAGCACUUUGGCCGGAUGGUGCUUGGGCAGCAAGUGACUUUAAUUGGCAACGCACAAUAGCACAAAUACAAAAAAAAUAUGGACUUGACAUAUUGCUAAGCAUUUAUAUACGCCCAGAUUUUACUAAUAAAACCAUAAACAAAUUAUUCCUAAGGCAGCCAGCAUUUCGUUUGCAAACAGAAAGUAUGUACACAUCAGAAACCACCAAGUUUCAUCGGGAAAAUUAUAAGCAAGAAAUAAAAAAUAAUUUAAUUAUACAAUUAAAAGUAGAAGAGGAGAAAGCAGAGCGUGUCGCAGCGGAAAUUUUAGAAAUUGAAACAGCUUUGGCUGCUGGUAUUUUAGAUAGAAAGCUGGGCAAGACGUUUAAGUCAAUGACGACAUUGCGCACUCUGUCUGAGCUCAAUGAGGCAUACAACAACACUUUUGAUUUCAAGCAAUUUAUUGAAACAUCUUUGAAUCAAACAUUCAAUGACACACUGUACGAAUACAUGCCAGCAUAUCAAGAGAAUCUCUUCGAGGUUGUGCGGAGCACCACACCGGAGCGAUUAGCUAAUUACAUCAUGUAUCAGUUAAUACACAAUUUCCUAAUGAAAACAAAUGAAAAGGUUGCGGUGAGGGAAGGCAAGUGCUUUGAAAAAACUAAAUUUUUUUUCACCAAAAUUUUGGAUAAUACCAUCUUUCACAAAUACAAUAGCAAAAACACAAUCAAUGAUAUUAACCUGAUUUGGUCACAAAUAAAAACAAUAUUCAAAGCUGAACUUGAAUCGGAAAAGCUCGGUUGGAUUUCAUUGAUGACACGCAAACUGGCGUUGGAAAAACUAGACGCAAUGAAAUUGGAAAUUAAUUCGUAUGAAAACAUUAACUUGACGGAAGAAUACGCAACACUGAAUAUCGAUAGUAAUGAUUAUGUAGAAAAUGUUGAGCAACUGUUAAUAUUUCAUUCAAAACGCGUUGUGAAAAGUUUGCAUGAAAUUGGUAAACCAUUUGAAUCGCCCCAAAUACUCUCAUUCUCGUCGGCCUACAUUGCCACGCAUAAUAUUAUUAAAAUACCAGUUUCACUAUUGCAACCCAAUUAUCUCUGGUCUGAUCAUUAUCCGCAAGCGUUAAAAUUCGGCACGCUUGGAUACUUAGUGGCACACGAACUGAUUCACGGUUUCGAUGAUAUGGGACGAAAUUUUGAUGUGAACGGCAAUGAAAUAGGCUGGUGGGAUGCCAACUCAACCGAAGCAUUCAAUGAACGCAAGGCAUGCUUCAAGGAUCAAUAUGCACGUUAUCGUUAUGGUGGGAAAUAUUUGCCUGAGAAUGAAUUACAAGCAGAAAACAUAGCUGACAAUGGAGCUGUGAAAAUAGCCUUUAGUGCCUACACGAAUUGGUUGACAAGCGCAUUUGACAAUGUGCCGCAGGACAUGGUAGAACCUGAAAUAGAAUUACUGCCGAAUAUGAAUUACACAAACAAACAAUUGUUUUUUAUAAGUUUUGCACAAUUCUGGUGCAAUGAUGUCAAUAAAUUGCUUAAGGAUGAAGAGCCACUUGUGGAUGUACAUGCACCAGCCAUGUUUCGUGUGAUUGGUUCACUGGCCAAUUUUGCAGAAUUUUCAAAUGAAUUUCAUUGUGGACAAGGUACAACAAUGAAUCCUGAAAAUAGAUGUGAAAUUUAUUAGCAAUGCUAAGGUGAGGGACAUUGAAGUCAGCAUUUAAGAUGUGUAAGGAUAGAAAGUAUUGUCACAUUUAAUCUUUAAAAUUUUUUAUGUAAAAUAUUCAUUAAUAAUUUUUUAUCGAUAUAAACACGUCUGUUAACAAAUAAGUUAUAUGUAAGCUUUAAAUACACCUAGUUUUUAUUUUCAAUUAAUAGUAAGCAUACUUAAAU